GUGGUGAGGCCUGGAAUGGAAUUCCCAGAGAAUCCGUGGCUGCCCCAUCCCUGGAAUUGUCCAAUGCCAGCUUGGACAGGGCUUGGAGCAACUUGGGAUAAGUGGAAGUUGUCCAAGGCAAGGAGUUGGAGCUGGAUGGUCUCCAAGGUCAUUUCCAACCCAACCCAUUCCGGAAUUUUGUCCUGCUGGUGCCACUUAGGAAGGAGAAUCCUGCUGGAUAACGAGAUCAGCUCCCCAUCCAACACCUCGUAGCCAUCGUGUGGCCAAGGUCCAGCUGGCUGUGGACCUUCUCCAUGGACGCUCAGCGUGCUUGGAGAACAUCCCAAGCCGCUCAAAUUUAGGGACAAACGACUUUUUUUGGACGGUUUGUGGUGGGGAAACGUUCCUGGUGAACUCACUGGGGUGAGUCGCCCGAAACCCGUCCCCGCGCCAGACAGGCCGAGCGAGUCCUGGAGGCUCCGACAACGUCUCAUCCGUGCCCAAACAACCACUGCCAUCUCCCAAAACGUUGGGAUGAGAUCGUUUAUCCCGGGAGGCAGCCGCUGUGCUUCCUUCAAGUGUCUGGGGGGACGAUUUCCCUAAUUUUCCUGCUGCUCCAAGGGUUUAAUCAGCCAGCAAAUUGCAGGCCUGGCUGAUUCCCGCCUUAUCUCCCGGCCUCGCUGCUCGGGUUCAAGGGCCCUGCUUGGCUUUGUCGUUUCGGGAUGAGCUCCCAGACUUCUUUCAGGGCGGAAUUAGUGGGAUUAAAGGCUUCGGGUACACCCGGACCUGCUGGUUUGAGCAGCUUCUCCAGGAGAGCAAACUUUGUUUAACCACAGGAAGCGUUUCGAGUUCUUUGAAUCGUUCCAGGUGAGGAGGAGCCUUUUCCAUGAAAAACCCCUCACCCCGUGACUCAGCCACAUCCAGCUCGGGAAUUGCGUUAAAUCCGACAAAUUUCCUUGUGAUCCGUAAAAAUUCCAUGAUGUAGCAUGCUUUAACCUGGUUACCUGCUUCUCCUGUGGUUUUUCAGAGGGAUCCCUGCGUUCCCUCUGCCCUAUUUUCCCCUGGCAGCUCCAUCGUGAGGGUGACACGGAUAAGAAGGGAAUUUUCUCCUCUCCCACGGGGCCGGGAGCCUGAUUUGCUCCCGGAAAACAUCGCUGGGAUAAUCAAACCUUCCCAGCUGCUUUGUUCCAGGCACCUAUUAUUGGGAAAAAUAGGCUGCUGUGAACUCUCACAAAGGCUUUGGAAAGCUGGAAUUCAAAGGGAGACAGGUUCAGGAGGAGGAUUUGGUCACCUCGCCCUUUUGGGGAGGGUGUGGGAGUUGGGAUUUGGGUCAUUUGUUCCUCUCGUGUAAUAAAAAACAGAUCCUAAUUGCUACAAAUUCUUAUUAUUAUACCAAAAUUACCGUGACAGGUAAACCAUGCCUGACGCCGUCGUUCCAAAAAUGACAAUACAAAAAAAAUGAAUCGUUUUCCCGACCAUAAUUCCCUGUUUUUCCGGUCCACAGCUCCAGAGCUUCCAAGAUGUGGGUGAUGGGUGGGCUGGAUGAAAUUCUUCCUACUCCGUGCUGGUUUUUCUCCCGUUUUGUUCUCCAGAGUGGUGGAGUUUGGCCUCCUGGUCCAAGGAACCUUUGGAAAUGGCUCUCUAGGAAAUGCUGGAAUUUUGGGGUCCUCGACAACCCUUGUGGAAUAGCUCAGGUUAUUCCAUGAUUUUGAUUCCGUGUCUUUGAGAAUCUUUCUGUGAUUCUCGCCCUUUGUUUUGGGGUGCUAGGAGUUGGAAAAACCUGGGAAAAUGGGGAAGGAAUAAUUCUACUCUUAAAAUCAAAUUGCCGGCCUUAAAGCAGGGAAUAAUUCCAUUGUGGAUGGAGUGUGGGUGAUGGAAAUGGGCUCUUUGCUGUAGAGUAGCCACGGCAACAUCAGAAUUCCUAAAAAUGUUUUAUUUUAAGGAUCCUCUUCAUGAGCACCCAAGACCACCCUGACUUCUGUUCCAAAAUAUUCUUCCUUGGGAGAAAUGAGUUCCCAGCACUUAAACCUCCCCAAACUGGUUUAAAACCCUGCUUUGAGCCCUAAAAACUGGGAAAAUCCUUAUUUAAAUAUUCCUUAUGCAAAGUGGAGCUCCUGACUCGACCGGUGCCGCAGGUAUUCCCUUGUUUUACCUCCUGAUUAUCCCACAGCAGCUUCUCCUACGUUCUCAGCUCCCGUCUGCAGCUCCAACCACAAAUCCCAAAGUUUUGAGUCAGCCCCUCAUUCCAGCUGCCUCCGGAGCGCUUCUCUCCCACACGCACCCGGUUCCUCUUCUUCCCUUGGCUUUCCCACUUGCCAGCCCGGCAAUCAUUCCCUGUUUUUGUGGUGGAAAAAUAGGGAUUAAUCAUCCUGACAGCUCCGUGACGACUUCCAGGGCACCUGAUUUAAACGGGAUGAGGCAAAAAUCUUAUUUACCGCGCCUCGGCUUUUCCUCCUUUCCUUUGCCGUUUGUUUAAGACAGGUUUGGAUCUGUUGGAGCAAAUCCAGGAGAUGCUCCAAGGGUUGGAGAGAGGCUGGGAGAGCUGGGAAUGUACAUCCUGGAGAAGAGAAGGCUCCAAGGAGACCACAGAGGUCCUUUUUAGUUCCUAAAGGGACUCCAGGAGAGCUGGAGAGGGAAUUUGGAAUAGGAAUGGACGGACAGGACACUGGGAAUGACAUGACAGCAAGGAUAGAUGGGAUACUGGGAAGGAAUUUCUGGCUGUGAGGGUGGUGAGGUCUGGAAUGCAAUUCCAGGAGAAUCUGUGGCCACCCCAUCCCUAGAAGUGUCCAAGGCCAAGUUGGAGCAACCUGGGAUGGAGGAAGGUCAACUAUCCCAUGGGAUAAGAUUCUGGGAAUCUGGGAGAGGCUUUCAUGCCCAUGGCAGGGGGUGGGACUGGAUGAUCCUGAAGGUUCCUUCCCACCCAAACCAUCCCACGGUGUUUAUUUCUGGCUCAGCCACGCUCCGGCAAGACAUUAAAAAUCCCAACCAAUUAUUCAAUUUUCUUCAACUUCCCCGAAAACCUCAUUCUGCCUUAUUUUUUGGGGGGGAUUUUGGAAGGGUUUUUGUCUUCUCCUCAUCUUUUCCCUUCCAAGGCCUUCAACCAGAGCGUUCUACUCACGCCUUGGUUCUUCUCCUACCUGUGGAAUACAGGGCUGCUAAACCAGGAUUUUCCCGGUUAUCCCGAAUUUUUUACACAGCCUGGGAGGUCUGAGAAAUUUAUUGAGAAGCCUCGUGGGAUUUGCCGGAAAAUUUGCCCCCUCCUGCCUUUAUUUCUCACGUUUUUCCUUCUGCUCCAUUUCUCCUCGCUUGCUUUUUUCACACCUUCCGCGUCCUCCUUCACGGCUCCGGCAGAAACUCCUUCAUCCCCACAUGGAGAGACUCGGAAUUCUGUCGGAAAGCUGCAGAAGCACAAAAAUUUCCCUUCUGGCUGCUUUUCACGGAGCUGCCGGAGUCCAGUGGAGCCGCAGGGAUGUGCAAACUCCAUCCUCAGGUGUUUCACGGAGUUGCUCCUAAUUUUUCUGUUCCAGGACUUCUGUCCUUUUCCCUUGGGAUUAACCUUUGAGUUUCCUCCUCCUCCCAUCGUUUUUUGGUCGUUCCCUGUUGGAAUUGUCUCGUAUCGGGUGUUUGGAUAUCUCUCUUAGAAUGAAGGAAUUGUUGGGGUUGGGAAAGAUUUCCAUGCUCAAGGAGUCCAACCAUUCCUUCGGCACCGCCAAGGCCACAUCCACAGGGAUGUGGAAUCCCUCCAGGAGAUGGGGAUUCCACCUCUGUGCCAGAGCUGGACAGCCUAAAAAUAUUCCCAAUAUCCAACCUAAACCUCCCCUGGCACAGCUUGAGGCCGUGUCCUCUCAUCUUUGUUCCCUGGGAGCAGAUCCCAACCCCCCAGCUGGCUCCAACAUCCCGUCAGCAUCUUCCCAACUGUUUUCCUCGUGCUCUGCCGUUCGCUUGGAAUUUCUCCAACUGUUGAGCUCCUGCUACAGUCACACUUUUUUGUCUUUUUUCUUUUUUUUUUUUUCUUUCCCCCCCCUCAUUCUCCUGUCCUCCUACUCCCAUCACUCCCGCUGCCAUUCCUUCAGUAUCUCGCAGGGAAAAGAUGUUUUCAUACUCUGGGAUCUCGUGGAGUCUUUGAUGCUGGGAUAUGCAAAUUUAUUUGCAUCUCCUUUGUGCUGCCGGUACCUUGCUGCGUCUUUCAGGUGCUGGAUUGUUGAUCCAGCUCCGCUGUAUCCCGGUGGGAAUUAACCCUCAUGCUGGGAGACUCUUGGUAGCUGUUAAUCCAAGAAAACAAAACCAAAAACUGCAUUAAUUCCUGCCAGUUUUAGCACGGAGUUUUUUUGGCUGCUGUGAGUCGUGAACAAGAGGCCGGAGGGAGAAUUGGGAGUGUGGAAUUUGGAAAGAAAAUGUAGGGAAGAGAGAAGUUGUGGCGAGGAUAUGCCGUGACCUUCCUUCUGCUGGAGCAAAACGGGCCUCGGUUGUGUCAGAUUGGGAGGGAAUGAUAAAAUUUUCCGUUGGUUUCGGCGGGAUUCCUUGUGAAGAACUUGGGAGUUCCGUGGGUGGUUUGAGGCGCUUUCAUGGAAUCAUGGAAUGGUUUGGGUUGGAAGGGACCUUAAAGAUCCCGUUCCAAAUCGUUGCUGAGUAUCCAUUUCCGCGUCUGUUGGGAAAGUGACUCCUAUCCACGGAUAUCCAUCCCAUUUUCCUCGAGGAAAUCCCUCCGUGGAAGAACUUAAAAUUUGAGGGUGUUCUGAAGGAAGGAGAAGUCUGGAGCAGCUCCUUGUAUCCAAGUUUUAUCGUGGAUACGGCACGUUUCCUUCCGAUGGCGACGGGAACGCGAUCCGUGCCGUGCAGCCAAUGGGCCGGCUGGGAAGCCAAAAUCAACAGCGUGCAGUAGGAGGAGGAAUUUUGAUGUGUCAGGGAACAAAAUCCAGUGUAGGUUGGUGUGGAGUUGAUUCCAGCCUCAAAUGGGAGGAAUUAAACCCAGAAUUCGUGCAUGGAAUGCGAUGAUGGAUUCCACGUUUGCUUCUGGAGUGUUGAUGGGCAGCGUUGUCCUGCCCUGCCGUGGAUCGCUCCAUUUUGGGAGUUUGUGGGAAGGGGUUGGGUGGGAAGGUGAGGAAAGGUGGGUCCAGUGUGGGAGGUUGGGAAUGAUUAUUCUGGAAGGUGAGGAAGGGUCUGGUGUGGAAGGUUGGGAAUGGUCAUUGUGGAAGGUGAGGAAUGUUCUGGUGUGGAAGGUGAGGAAUGUUCUGGUGUGGAAAGUUGGGAGUGGUCAUUGUAAUAGGUGAGGAAUGAUUUGGUGUGGAAGGUGAGGAAUCUUCUGGUGUGGAAGGUUGGGAAUGAUUAUUCUGGAAGGUGAAGAAGGGUCUGGUGUGGAAGGUUGGGAUUGGUUGUUGUAGAAGGUGAGGAAUGUUCUGGUGUGGAAGGUGAGGAAGGGUCUGGUGUGGAAAGUUGGGAGUGGUCCUUGUAGAAAGUGAGGAGUGAUCUGAUGUUGAAGGUGAGGAAUGUUCUGGUGUGGAAGGUUGGGAAUGAUUAUUCUGGAAGGUGAGGAAUGAUCUGGUGUGGGAAGGUUGGGAAUGGUCAUUGUAGAAGGUGAGGAAUGUUCUGGUGUAGAAGGUGAGGAAUGAUUUGGUGUGGAAAGUUGGGAGUGGUCAUUGUAAUAGGUGAGGAAUGAUCUGGUGUGGAAAGUUGGGAGUGGUCAUUGUAAUAGGUGAGGAAUGAUCUGGUGUGGAAGGUGGGGAAUGAUCAUUCUGGAAGGUGAAGAAUGGUCUGGUGUGGAAGGUUCGGAUUGGUUGUUGUAGAAGGUGAGGAAGGGUCUGGUGUGGAAGGCAGGGAAUGGUCAUUGUGGAAGGUGAGGAAUGAUCUGGUGUGGGAAGUUGGGAGUGGUCAUUGCAGAAGUGAGGUUGGUGUGGAAGGUUGGAAUGAUCUGGUGUGGAAGGUGAGGAAGGGUUUGGUGUGGAAGGUGAGGAAUGUUCUGGUGUGGAAAGUUGGGAGUGGUCAUUGUGGAAGGUGAGGAAGGGUCUGGUGUGGAAGGUUGGGAAUGGUCAUUGUGGAAGGUGAGGAAUGUUCUGGUGUAGAAGGUUGGGAAUGAUUAUUCUGGAAGGUGAGGAUUCUUCUGGUGUGGAAGAUGAGGAAAGCUCCAAUGUGGAGGGUGAGGAGCAAUCCCAUGUGAAAGGUGAGGAGCAAUCCAAUGUGGAAGAUGGGGACGGAUUUUAUGUGGAAGAUGAGGGACAAUCCCAUGUGGAAGGUGGGAAUGGAUUUUAUGUGAAAGGUGAGGGACAAUCCCAUGUGGAAGGUGAGGGAAGCUCCAGUGUGGAGGGUGAGGAGCAAUCCCAUGUGGAAGGUGGGGAUGGAUUUUAUGUGAAAUGUGAGGGACAAUCCCGUGUGGAAGGUGAGGGAAGCUCCAGUGUGGAGGGUGAGGAGCAAUCCCAUGUGGAAGAUGGGGAUGGAUUUUAUGUGAAAGGUGAGGAGCAAUCCCAUGUGGAAGGUGAUGAAGCGUCUGGUGUGGAAGGUGAGGUAAGCUCCAAUAUGGAGGGUGAGGAGCAAUCCCAUGUGGAAGGUGAGGAGCAAUCCCAUGUGGAAGGUGGGGAUGGAUUUUAUUUGGAAGGUGAGGAAAGCUCCAAUAUGGAAGGUGAGGAGCAAUCCCAUGUGGAAGAUGGGGAUGGAUUUUAUUUGGAAGGUGAGGAAAGCUCCAAUAUGGAGGGUGAGGAGCAAUCCCAUGUGGAAGAUGGGGACGGAUUUGAUGUGAAAGGUGAGGGACAAUCCCAUGUGGAAGGUGGGGACGGAUUUUAUGUGGAAGAUGAGGGACAAUCCCAUGUGGAAGGUGAGGAAAGCUCCAGUGUGGAGGGUGAGAAGCAAUCCUGUGUGGAAGGUGGGGAUUUAAACUCACAACCAAAACCUGGUUUUAUCCUCCCGGCCCUCAGGUCCAUCCCAAACCCCGCAGCAGGUGCUGAGGAGCGCUCUGGCUCCCGGCAAUUAAACGCCGCUAACGACGGAAUCGCUCGUUCCGUCCCUCGUGAUUGCAGAGGGACGCUCCUGGCGCAGCCUCUCAACACGGUUCUGCAGCACUGGAAAGGAAAAAAAAAAUUAAAAAAUAAAAUCAAAUAUGAAUAUUUUAAGGAGACAGAUUGCUGCCUUCAUCUGGCUCCCUGAUUAGAUGCCAGGGCGGCACCGUGCGACAGGAAUUCCAUUCUUUUCCUUCCCUUCCCUCUUUCUUUUCCCUCUUUUAUUGAAAUAUUGAUUUUUGAUUCUCUGGAAAGAUUCACUGUGGGGGUAAAAUCCCUUUUUGCUGCCUGAACUUGUGAAAACCUUGAAGCCUCCAGGCCCAAAGGUGACCCGCAGAGCUCUGCAGGAUUUUUGGGAAGCGGGAAAACGGCGGUGACGGCGCCGUCGGCUCCGGUAAAAUGCGGAUUUAAAGUGCAACUCGGGCUUGUUUUGCCCGUGCUGCUCUUCAUGGUAAUCUGAAUUUUCAAUGUAGUUUUCAAAGGUUUCCAAGCAACCAUGUGUGGUCGGCUUUGGCACGAUCCCAGCGUCCUCUCGCUUCCUUUGGGAUGGCGCCAGCCAGGAAGUUUCCUGCUGGCUUGGAGCGGUGGGAGACGGCCACCGA
This is a messenger RNA of Taeniopygia guttata (zebra finch), 7567 nucleotides long. Lineage: Eukaryota; Metazoa; Chordata; Aves; Passeriformes; Estrildidae. The record is from RefSeq and is a predicted model, not a curated record.